Messenger RNA from Lepisosteus oculatus (spotted gar), 1258 nucleotides. RefSeq names its product eukaryotic translation initiation factor 6 (gene eif6). Gene Ontology annotation, molecular function: ribosomal large subunit binding. Gene Ontology annotation, biological process: maturation of 5.8S rRNA; maturation of LSU-rRNA; assembly of large subunit precursor of preribosome. The record is from RefSeq and is a predicted model, not a curated record. Lineage: Eukaryota; Metazoa; Chordata; Actinopteri; Semionotiformes; Lepisosteidae. Gene Ontology annotation, cellular component: cytosol; nucleolus; preribosome, large subunit precursor.
AAGACACGUGGGUGUGGGCCAUGCCGUGUUUGAGUGCAGGAGGCCUGGUUGUACGGGUGUAGUGUAGGCAGCGAUACAGAAACAUUUAGAGCUUUCACAGUUUGCGGGCCGCUGGUGUGAUCACCUCUAUAGGCAUGGCAGUCCGGGCGUCUUUUGAGAAUAACAAUGAAAUAGGCUGUUUCGCCAAACUUACAAACAGAUACUGUCUAGUAGCCAUAGGGGGCUCGGAGAACUUUUACAGUGUCUUUGAAGGUGAGCUGUCAGAAACCAUUCCUGUGGUGCAUGCAUCCAUAGCUGGCUGUCGAAUCAUAGGAAGGAUGUGUGUAGGGAAUCGUCAUGGACUUCUAGUGCCCAAUAAUACUACAGACCAGGAGCUGCAGCACAUCAGGAACUGCCUACCAGAUGAAGUUCAGAUCCAGCGUGUGGAGGAGCGUCUGUCAGCUCUUGGCAAUGUCAUUGCUUGCAAUGACUAUGUGGCACUGGUACACCCUGACUUGGACAGGGAAACAGAGGAAAUCUUGGCAGAUUGCCUGAAGGUAGAAGUAUUCCGGCAGACUGUGGCAGAGCAGGUGCUCGUGGGCAGCUACUGCACAUUUAGUAACCAGGGCGGUCUGGUGCACCCCAAGACGUCUAUUGAAGAUCAGGAUGAGCUCUCUUCCUUGCUGCAGGUGCCCCUGGUGGCAGGCACGGUAAACCGUGGAAGUGAGGUGAUAGCAGCAGGAAUGGUAGUCAAUGACUGGUGUGCAUUCUGUGGAUUGGACACCACCAGCACAGAACUGUCUGUCAUUGAAAGCGUUUUCAGAUUGAGUGAUGCUCAACCCAGUGCUAUAGCCACCUCCAUGAGGGACUCUCUUAUUGACAGCCUCACAUAAAGACCUGCUCAGCUGGAGCUACUACUGGAAAACAUGUGAACUCAGAAACCUGUGUUACAAAUUCAGAAAUGCAUUUCUAUUUUUUCAUUUUAUUACAACACACAUGUAAUCAAUCUACAUUUUCAUGCUUGCCCAGGAGAUUAGCUAAGUAAUUUUCAUAUAAGCAUUGUUUCCUGGGCUCUUGAAGGGAAGUCUCGGAGGGUUCUGUGUCUGUAUCACUGUUGCCUUUGUAGCUUUGUAUAUUUGAAGGUCAUUGUAUUAGGAAAAAGUACCAGUUUCCUAAAGAUCUCCUGGAAAUAAAUUAAGAACAUCAAAUUACGUAUUUACUCAUUUGUUUGUAACAUUAAAAACUAUUUGAGUUUAUAAUAAAGUUCAGUUUAACAGAA